Molecule: messenger RNA, 1349 nt
Organism: Rubroshorea leprosula
Lineage: Eukaryota; Viridiplantae; Streptophyta; Magnoliopsida; Malvales; Dipterocarpaceae
Source: the annotation of a GenBank genome assembly
CCAAAACCCAAAAACUACUUUCCUCCAAAAACUUCCCUCGUCAGCCUAUCAAUGUCCCAACAGUUGACCCCAGAUCGGCUUUCCGAUCUUCCAGAUGACAUCCUACACUGUAUAAUGGGCUUCCUCUCCGGCAAAGAUAUCGCCAGUAUGGCUGCCUUAUCUAGGAGAUUCAGGUCUGCAUGGAGUGUCUUCCCCGUUAUUGAUAUCAACAAGUCCGUUCUUACUAACGAUUUGCUUGCUGCGGUCAAAUUGUCUCUUCAGCGUCUUCGUGCAACACAUAUAUUUGGUUUAAACAAGUUCAGACUUAAUUUUGAGUUCAUAAGGAUGAAUCAACAUAGUCCUAUUCGUGAGCUUAUUGAUUCUGUGAUGGAGAAUAAUGUAAAGGAGCUGGAUGUAAACUUUUGUCCUCCUAAAUUGUUCGAGCAAUUGAGGAUUUUCUAUAGUCUCAAAACUCUGCAACUUGAGGAUUACCAUGCUUUGCAAAUGGAUAUUGUAGCACCAAAUCUUGAAUACUUCUCUCUCAUACGAAAGUUGUCUCGUUGCCUGCACCACCAAUGGAUCGAUAUGUCUUCCUGUAAGUCUGUUAGAACUUUAAUAUUGGAAACUCCUGGUGUUUCUGAGGAGUGGCUGGCAAUCCAUCUGUCCAACUUUUCCCUGCUUGAGAAUAUCAAGAUUAUGGCUGACAGACUGAACUCUUUUGUCUGUAAGGGGAAUAAUUGGUCGAUUUGUCAGAUCGAUAUUGAAGCUAAGUGCCUCAGAAACCUAGAAAUAGAAAUUAGCAUCAACAAACCAAUGCCUUGCUUUGUUGUUCAUUUACCAAGUACAUGUUAUGAAGUUAAGCUCAUUCUCAAGCUCCAUAUGCAAGCAUUUGAGGUUGGGUUUUGGUUUAAGGUAUUGACAGACUUUUUGGUAUGCUUUGGGCACUGUAAAGUCUCAACUCUUGUCUGCAAUAGUGCUAAGGUUUUGAGUUUUCUUGAAGAAUUGAGGGAUGAUAUGGUGCCUCCUCUGCUUGACUUGAAGCAUCUAAAGGUUGAAAUCUUUCCUUGUUUGGUGCUUCCUUGGCACGACUAGAUCUAUACCAAGCUAGAAACAGAGUCAACAAUUGAGGAAAAGUUAGUGGAUAGCUUACUUUGGUGCUGUCCUUACGCGAAGUCCAUCACAAUUAAAAAGAAGGGACAAGAGGAAAAAAAAAUCUUACAGGUACAUGAAUAUUUGAUUUGCUUCAUUCACUAAGCUAGCAUCAUUUCCUUAUGUCAUUUUGAGGUUAAUCUUUUUUAAAAAUGUUUGAUAAUUGUGCUUAAUUUAUAUAUCUUAUUAGUGAGGAAGACUUAUAAAGUAAUUGGUUAAAC